Aureobasidium subglaciale EXF-2481 is the source of this 2855-nucleotide messenger RNA. RefSeq lists its product as uncharacterized. The transcript has 5 exons. The record is from RefSeq and is a predicted model, not a curated record. Gene Ontology annotation, biological process: DNA-templated transcription; regulation of transcription by RNA polymerase II. Gene Ontology annotation, cellular component: chromatin. NCBI's taxonomy places the organism in Eukaryota, Fungi, Ascomycota, Dothideomycetes, Dothideales, Saccotheciaceae. Gene Ontology annotation, molecular function: RNA polymerase II cis-regulatory region sequence-specific DNA binding; zinc ion binding; DNA-binding transcription factor activity, RNA polymerase II-specific. The coding region runs from base 176 to 2503 and encodes 775 amino acids.
CAGCGAUGACGUUGGUAGACAUUCUGGUCUUGGCAGCCCUGGGGCUCUCCAAAACCCCAAUUGUUGGAGAAGCUUGCGAACAAGGAAGCCUUGUACCUUUGGUGGGACCUGCAUCGCCUACGUGACAGAGAUCUGUUCGUUUUCACAUCCGGGAACAUGCACGAACUGCCUGAGAAUGUCAAGCAACACUUCCCUGAGAAGGACUAAUCCCUCAAAACCGUUUCAUUGCUCCUUUUGCAAUCGCGGCUUUGCACGGCAUGAGCACCUCAAGCGACACAUUACUACCCAUACGAAUGAAAAGUCCUAUGCCUGUUUUUGUGGUAAAGCUUUCGCUCGAAAGGACCUACUCAAGCGGCACGAACAGAAUGGCAAGCACUUGGUCACUCCACCGUCCGACGAAACUCCACCUGCUCAGUCAAUACAGACGGAGUGCAAUGGCAUUGAGAUCGAGUCUUCGACUGCGACACCUGAACAUUUGGGCAGAGGCCAGAUGAUGAUGCUAGACGGGCACUUGCCUCAACAGUCAGCAUACCCACUACCAGCAUAUGCCGGGGGGAGCAGAGCGCCAGACGCAACAGACCUAUUUGCGCCCGAUGCAGACUUUACGUAUUCCAAUGACUUUGGCGACUUCUUCAACUUCAUCGAUACCAUGGGCUUAAAUGCGGGACUAGAUUUCUUGCACGACCCCGAAUUCAACAUGCACGAUCCAUCAUUCUCGGGCGAUGGAUCAUUGUACUCGACAGCCGAAGCGCUGCAAAAGCCGUCCCAGUCUCUAAAUGCUACGGCAGCUGUACCUCCAUCUCACCGAAUCAGGCCUAUGGAAGACGACUUUGAUGAGCUGGGACCUGUUCCGUGUCCUUGGAGAGUCCAUGAAGAGCAAAGGGCAUCGAUUGCUGCCGCAUUGCUUCCGUUCCAGGAUAAGCUUACAGGCUUCAAACUGCCGUCACGACUUAUGCUUGGUCGCUACGUCACCGCGUUCUUCGAAGACUAUCGGGAUCAUCUACCCAUCAUUCAUCCUGCAACAUCUACACCUUCACAAUAUUACAAGUAUCCUGGACUGUUCUUGGCAUUGACAGCUAUCGGAGCCGUGUAUAGAUACGAGAACAAGACUGCCAGAGAGCUAUUUCGAGCUGGUAAAGAGGUCGUUCUCGCGUCCUGGCAAGACGAAGACACGUCCCGGUUAGAUGAACAGCAUCUUUCCGAUCAGUGGACCAAAAAGCUGCGCAAUGUACAAGCAGCCUUGUUGCUCGACAAAUUUGCGUUUUGUCAGUGCGACCUUCGCUCAGCGAAGGAUACGUUGACCAUACAAAGCUUACUUGCUGGCUAUCUCCGCAGCAGCAGUUCCAUAGCUACCUUCUCACCUGGGUUGGGUCGUGAUAACUGGAAUGAGUGGGUACUCCACGAGAGCUUUCGGAGAACACAGCUCGCGACCUUCUUUGUAUUGAACAUGCACACUGUCUUUUUCAACGCUCCGCCGAUGGUCCUAAGUAGUCAGCUAGACGUCGAUCUACCCUGCUCAACGGCUGAAUGGAUGGCACCUUCAGCGUGCGCGUGGGCCGAUGUCAGAUCGCGUUCGCUUGACAACGUCAGCUUCAGGGAUGCUUUCCAAGCACUCUUCUCAGACUCACCCGCAGGAAAGGAGGUCAACUAUUCACCAUUUGCUAACCUCGUUAUUGUUCAUGCUCUAGUACAGCGUGUCUACCUAGCACGCCAGUUGCAUAACAAUCACCACGGCGCCCUUCGAGAUGCCGACAUGGACGAAAUAGGACUAGCACUCAAACAAUGGACUGCCAUCUGGAAGCAGGCACCUGAAUCUAUACUCGACCCACUCAACCCUGACGGGUCCAAUUCUCUUACUUCCACUGCAUUCUUGGGACUGGCACGCAUACGACUAUACUCCAACUACACUUAUUCGAUGCGAUUCGGCAGUUGGGAUGCAAAGCAAAUAGCAAGUAGCCUCUUCGAAGAUGUGCUACCGGCACGCAGUAGCAACAUGACAUUGGCAUUACUGCACUCAGUCCACGCUCUGAACCUUCUGGUCAAGUUUGGAAUCAGGUACAUCAGUCGUAUCAUGUUCGUUCGAUGGGAUAGUCAGAAUCUGUUCUAUUAUCUCGAAGCAGCUGUCUUCUUGAGUAAGUGGCUAGAAGAACUCGCGAAUACCCACCACGCAAAUCACGCUGCCGAGGCAGAGCUCAAGGUCGUUGGGAUUGUUGUACGCAUCGUAGAAGAAGUGGCAGCAUCUCUUGAGCCGUUCGAAAGCUUGGGCCAUAUCUAUACGCUGAACGAUCUGGACCACGGCGAUCUACCUGCCAUGCUGCAUGUUCUCAGCUCGCAACUCGCUAGGUCCUGGGCAUAUGUCUUCAAUACUAGCGGAUCGCCUUGGCCCAUCGUCCGGUUUCUCGGUAGCAUUAUCGACCACUACGCAGGCAUGCUGGAAAAGCAGAACAUGCUGCGCCGGACAGCAUCGUCAACCGCCGAUCAGGGCAUGUAUCGAGGCUCCUGAUACUUCUUUUUCCAGACGCCUGCAAUGGUGGUCUCUCCCACAAAGGUAGCUCUGACACCUGGAAGAGAAGAGAUUCCGCCGUUUAUGCAGACUCAACCGCGGGUUACCGGUGGAGAGGAAGAUGCUGUUGCCGAGAUAACAGCGUCUGCGUUUCCCAUCGCGUUGUUGUCUGCUGCGUAAAGAAUUGACGACCUGUCCUCGGAAAUGCUAAGGGCAAAGCUGAGGCAUACACAUUGAAGGGAUGAUUACGCUCGCUCAUCCCUAGAUGGUCUUGAGGCUAGCGAAUAUGCCCAGGGUCGCAUACGAGCGGCUGCAGAUAUUCCCGAUGGAUUGGCAGAUGACUCUGAGUUCA